AUGCACCGGGACUGGGGCAUCGAAGAAGACAUCUAUCUCGCAACCCUGAGGCUUGGGACGGACAUCUUGUGGCAUGAGAUGGAAAAAAACGUCCAUCCAGACAAAAAAAGUGUAUCAGACGUCAUCGACGAUUCCCGCCACUACGGACCAAAACUUUCACCAAGCCCCUUUGAAGCAGAAGUCAUUGCAAAAGCAUUGAGUAUCUUGGCCGAAUACCCUAAUCGCCGCUUGUGGUAA
This is a messenger RNA of Paracoccidioides lutzii Pb01, 237 nucleotides long. RefSeq lists its product as hypothetical. The record is from RefSeq and is a predicted model, not a curated record. The coding region runs from base 1 to 237 and encodes 78 amino acids. The transcript has 2 exons.